Parastagonospora nodorum SN15 is the source of this 1041-nucleotide messenger RNA. RefSeq lists its product as hypothetical. NCBI's taxonomy places the organism in Eukaryota, Fungi, Ascomycota, Dothideomycetes, Pleosporales, Phaeosphaeriaceae. The record is from RefSeq and is a predicted model, not a curated record. The transcript has a single exon. The coding region runs from base 1 to 1041 and encodes 346 amino acids.
AUGCAGGCUGUCAAGAACACCAUUGCCGAGAACCUGGGCAACCAGAUCUUGGGCUCUCAUUCGCUCGCCCCGAAGGACCAGCAAUUCGCCCUUGAAGAAGUGCCAGAUCUAUCUGGCAAGGUCGCUCUUGUAACAGGUGGAUCUGAAGGCAUUGGCUAUGGCUGCACCCACACUCUCCUGUCCAAGAAUGUCAGCAAGCUUUUCAUCUUGUCACAGAGCGAGGAUAUUGUCACAGAUGCAAUCAACGCAAUAACGCAAGAGAUGGGCAAAGACAAAGCCGACAGAGUCGUCUUCAUUCAGUGCGACCUCUCAGACUGGGAACAAACCGGCAAAGCCGCGUUCGAGAUCGCCGACAAGACUGACCGCCUCGACAUCCUCAUCAACAACGCAGCCCGAGGAAUCAUGUCCUACCAGCUCAACAAAGCCGGUAUCGAUCUGCACAUGGCCACCAACCACUUCGGCCACGUUGUCCUGACCUCGCAUCUUCUCCCCCUUCUCAAGUCCACCGCAGACAAAGGCGACACCGUCCGCAUUGUCCAGCUCGGAUCCAACGCGCACGAAAUGGCGCCCAAGGACACCAAAUUCGCCAGCAUAGAUGAGCUGAACACGGAUCUCGGACCAAACCCGCAAUAUGGCCGCUCAAAGCUCGCGGCCAUCCUGUACGCGAGAUAUCUCGACCGCCACCUGCAUUCCAAGUACCCCAACAUUCUUUCUAACGCCACGCACCCUGGUAUUGUAGAGACGCGGCAAUCCACUGAGCACAUCCACGAGGCGUACCCACUUCUUGGGUACGGCAUGAGCGUUGGUGCGCAGCCUUUCAAGAAGAGCCAGUUUGAGGGCUGUGUGAGCACGAUGUUUGCUGCGACCAAGACGGAUAAAUCAGGCCAGUAUAUUUGCCCACCGGCGAUUGUGGAGCCUGGGAGUGAGUUGGCGAAUGAUGAGAACCUUGGAGAGCAGUUGAUGGAUUUGACGUGGAAGGUGGUCAAGGAGAAGACGAAGAGUAGUAGUUCGGAUAAGGGAUGUCCGUUUAAGGAGUCGUAG